This is a messenger RNA of Nicotiana tabacum (common tobacco), 362 nucleotides long. The record is from RefSeq and is a predicted model, not a curated record. NCBI's taxonomy places the organism in Eukaryota, Viridiplantae, Streptophyta, Magnoliopsida, Solanales, Solanaceae.
AUGGCAUUUUCACAUCAUGUGGUGUCAAGUAAGGGAAUCAAGGUAGAUCUAAAGAAGAUUGAAGCAGUUCAGAGUUGGCGCAGACCGCCUUCAGCUACUGAGAUUCGGAGUUUCCUUGGUUUGGACAGGUACUAUCGCCGUUUGGUAGAGGGUUUAUCAUUUAUUGCUGCAUCUAUGACCAGAUUGACCCAGAAGGGUGCUCAUUUCAUAUGGUACGAGGAGUGUGAGGACACAGUGCAGCACGAUGAUGCGAAGGAGGUUUCUAUUAGUGAUGACGGGGUGUUGCAGAUGCAGGGCCGAUUAUGUGUGCCCAAUGUGGAUGGGUUGCAUGAGUUGUUCCUUGAAGAGGCUCACUGUUUGCG